AUGGCUCCCGGGAAGAAGAUCACGGCCCGCAUCAAGAGGACGCUGCCCGUGCGGGGCCCGCAGGCGCCCACGCUGAGCGAGCUGAUGCGCUGGUAUUGCCUCAAUACCAACACGCACGGCUGCCGCCGCAUCGUCGUGUCCCGCGGCCGCCUGCGCCGCUUCAUCUGGAUCCUGCUGACUCUCAGCGCCGUUGGGCUCAUCCUCUGGCAGUGCGCCGAGCUGCUGCUCAACUACUACAGCGCCUCGGUCUCCGUCACCGUCCAGUUCCAGAAGUUGCCCUUCCCCGCCGUCACCAUCUGCAAUAUCAACCCCUACAAGUACAGUUCCAUGAAAGAUUAUUUAUCUGAACUGGACAAAGAGACAAAAAAAGCUUUGGAGACUUUCUAUGGCUUCUCAGAGGGCAAGUCCAAGGUGCGGCGGUCGGUGGAUGAGUGGAACAGCACCGGGAGUGAUUUCUUCAGGCAGAUCCCUCUGCUGAAGUUUGAGGACUUCUCAAAGACAGCAACUGACCUUCACAGUGGCCAGAAGAGGAAAAUAGAGGGCAGUGUCUUCCACAAGGACUCAUCCAUUGUGAACUCUGGGGAUUCAAAUGAUAUCAUCGGCUUUCAGCUGUGUGAUGCAAACAACAGCAGCGAUUGUGCACUUUACACGUUCAGCUCUGGUGUCAAUGCUAUCCAGGAGUGGUACAAACUGCACUACAUGAACAUCAUGGCACAGAUUCCCCUGGAGACUAAAGAACAAGCCAGUUAUUCUGCUGAUGACCUUCUGCUGACAUGUUUCUUUGAUGGCCUCUCAUGUGACAAAAGGCACUUCACUCGCUUCCAUCAUCCCCUGCAUGGCAACUGCUACACCUUCAACAGUGGUGAGAAUGGGACAGUCCUGAGCACCUCCACGGGCGGCAGCGAGUGCGGAUUGCAGGUUGUUCUGUACAUAGACGAGGCAGACUACAAUCCCUUCCUGGUGACAUCCACGGGGGCCAAGAUCAUGGUGCAUGACCAGGAUGAGUAUCCCUUCAUUGAAGACAUCGGCACGGAAAUCGAGACGGCAGCAGCCACCUCCAUCGGGAUGCACUUUACUCGGUCUCGCAAGCUGAGCAAACCCUACAGCGACUGCACGGAGACUGGGGCAGACAUCCCAGUGGAAAAUCUCUAUAACAAGAGCUACUCACUGCAGAUCUGCCUACACUCCUGCUUCCAGAAGGCCAUGGUUGACUCGUGUGGCUGUGCCCAGUAUGCCCAGCCCUUGCCUGCUGGGGCAGAGUACUGCAACUACAAGAAAAAUCCCAACUGGAUGUACUGCUACUACAGACUGCAUGAGAAGUUUGUGAAGGAGCAGCUGGGCUGCCAGCAAAUCUGCAAAGAUGCCUGCAGCUUCAAGGAGUGGGCACUCACCACCAGCAUCGCCCAGUGGCCAUCCACUGUCUCGGAGGACUGGAUGCUUCGAGUUCUCUCUUGGGACAAAGGGCAAAAACUCAACAAGAAGCUGAACAAGACGGACCUUGCAAACCUCAUGGUGUUCUACAAGGACCUGAAUGAGAGAUUCAUUUCAGAGAACCCAGCCAACACACUCGUCAUUCUCCUCUCCAACUUUGGGGGCCAGCUGGGCCUUUGGAUGAGCUGCUCUGUGGUUUGUGUCAUCGAGAUCGUGGAGGUCUUCUUCAUCGACUCGCUCUCCAUCGUGCUGCGGCGCCAGUGGCAGAAGGCCAAGAAGUGGUGGAACGACCGCAAGAGGCACCCCUCGGGGAAGCCUCCGCAGGCUGCAGACCUGGAGAGGCAGGGCCACGACAACCCUGCCUGCCUCGACGAGGACCUGCCCACCUUCAACACCGCCCUGCGCCUGCCGCUGCCCCAGGGCAGCCCCCUGCCCAGGACUCCCCCUCCCAACUACAGCACUUUGCGGCUGGAGAGCGCCUUCAGCGAGCAGCUGCCCGACACGCUGGAGCCCAGCCGGCACUGA
Molecule: messenger RNA, 1956 nt
Organism: Indicator indicator
Lineage: Eukaryota; Metazoa; Chordata; Aves; Piciformes; Indicatoridae
Gene: SCNN1G
Product: sodium channel epithelial 1 subunit gamma
Exons: 12
Coding region: 1-1956 (651 amino acids)
Biological process (GO): sodium ion transmembrane transport
Cellular component (GO): membrane
Molecular function (GO): ligand-gated sodium channel activity
Source: RefSeq, a predicted model, not a curated record